CGCCGCCGGAGACCCGCUCUCUCAUGUAUUGAGUGCCGGCGCCGCAAGCUCAAGUGCGACAGAAAGAGCCCUUGCAGCCGCUGUGUCGCGACCGAGACACAGUGCUCUUACACCACAUACUACCGGGAUAAGCCCCGAGCAGGGCAUGGGCAAGAUAGCCGGAUGCACGUGUCUUCCUCUUCGAUGCCAAGCCCGUCCACUGUCCAUCCGGCAUCUACCCCGUCACAUGUCGAUACCGAUGGUCCAACGAACUCGACACUCGGUUCAGCUGAGUCGUCAACCGCACCAGCGGCUGACGAGAUCCAGAUUCCAAAUCGCCCUCGGCUUCUGAACCCUGAGCUCCAGGAUCUUAGAGGUAGGGUGCCAGUGCACGAUCUAUCCCAGGCAGGCCGGGAUAUGCUCACUGGUGAGCCGGGUUUGCCGGACGCCCGUAUCAUUUUGAACAAGACGAGGAUUAUGAGAUGGAGUCAUUGGGUUGGCAUAGCAAAAGAGGUGCCUUGCGGCUUUGGCGACAUCAACGCCUUUCAUAACGCCGAGACGAGAGAAUCCAUUCUUGAAGUCAGCGAGCUGCUCCAGAAAUGCAAAAGCGUAGCCAGAAGCCUCAAAACCGGGCGGCCGAGUAGAUGCCUUUCCUCGCUGAACUUUGAUCUUACACCCCCUACUCGCGAGGUGGCAGACAAGAUGACAACCUUGUACUUUCAGUCCUUUGAGUCAACUCAUCGCAUCCUCCAUCAGCCGACCUUCUGGAAAGUCUACGAAAGGUUCUGGAGUAGCCCAGAGAGCGCUUCGGCCAAGUUGCGGCUCCAAGUCCUUCUCGUCAUUGCAAUAGGCUCCAGCCUGGCCUCGCAUUCGGGAGCUAAUGCCGGACUUCGCAAUAUGGUCCAUCAAUGGAUAUAUGCAGCAGAAAUCUGGCUCUCAGGCCCACUGGAAAAAGACCGCCUCGAUAUAUCCGGGCUCCAGAUACACUGUCUGGUGAUGCUGGCACGACAAAUCUUCUCCAUUGGAGGCGACCUCGUCUGGAUAUCCUCGGGGUCGCUCAUCCAUCGGGCAAUGCAGAUUGGCUUGCACCGAGACCCCAGGCACCUUCCAAACAUGUCUGUGCUGCAGACGCAGUUACGCAGACGAUUAUGGGCUACGAUAUUGGAGUUGGUUGUUCAGUCGUCCCUGGAUUCGGCUUUACCGCCGAGGAUCUCUUUUGACGAAUUUGACACGGAGCCGCCCGCCAAUUGCAAUGACCAAGAUAUAGAAGAGCCAGUGCCUGAGCUGAAGCCUCACAGCCGAGAACGGUUCACUGGAACGUCUUUGCAGCUCAUUCUACUCGAUUCGUUACCAACGCGUUUACGUAUCCUCAGCCUCCUGAACGGCCUGCACUCGGAGUUGUCCUAUCUAGACGUGCUUGACUUGAGCACGGAUAUUCUCGAGGCAUGUCGUCGUUCGAACGCCUUUUUUAGGGAUAAUCAAGCCUCUGGAAUGACUCCGUUCCACCACAAUCUGGUUGACUACCUCCUACGUCGGUUCCUGAUUCCCCUUCAUUGUCCGUUUGCGCACAAGGCACGGACGAACCCGCUGUUACACUAUUCGCUCAAGGUCAGUCUAGAUGCUGCCAUGGCUAUAGUCUAUCCAGAGCCAGAUGAAGGUUUCUCCAGUCUGAUGGCAAUUGGUGGAGGCCUGUUCAGGGAGGGUAUUCGAUAUGCGACUAGUAUCAUCAGUCUGGAGCUUCUGACACAGAUUGAAGCCCACUAUAAAGAUGGAACUUUACAUCGAAGUUCGCACUCCAUUAGCCACUUGAAGAAGGCGAUGGAGGAUUUGAUGAGUCUUUCCCUGGAGCGCGUUCGUCAAGGGGAGACUAACGUCAAAAACCACAUGUUCUUGUCCAUGGUCAUGGCUCAAGCGGAGGCUAUGGAACGGGGUGAAUCCGGUCAACUUCGCAUCGCGAAGAGCGCCAGAGAUAGUGUUUUGCUGAGCCUGGAACUACUACAAAGCACUCUUGGUGAUUCUCCUGUGGCAACUUCUGUCCAAGAGUUCGAUUCCGCAAGCUUC
Messenger RNA from Trichoderma reesei QM6a, 2040 nucleotides. RefSeq lists its product as uncharacterized. The record is from RefSeq and is a predicted model, not a curated record. Gene Ontology annotation, molecular function: RNA polymerase II cis-regulatory region sequence-specific DNA binding; zinc ion binding; DNA-binding transcription activator activity, RNA polymerase II-specific. The transcript is spliced from 3 exons. The annotation marks the transcript as partial. Gene Ontology annotation, cellular component: nucleus. Lineage: Eukaryota; Fungi; Ascomycota; Sordariomycetes; Hypocreales; Hypocreaceae. Gene Ontology annotation, biological process: DNA-templated transcription; regulation of transcription by RNA polymerase II.